UUUGCAGGAGUGGGCGGGUGGAGGGUUCGGUGCUCUUUCCGUUGUGCCUGGCUCGCGUUCAGCGAGUGUACCCUGGCCUGAGCAGCUCCGGCUGGGAGUGGGAGCGGAGCGGAGGCUGAGAGAUGGCGUCCCAGCCGCCGCCUCCCCCGAAACCUUGGGAGACCCGCCGAAUUCCGGGGGCCGGGCCAGGACCAGGACCUGGCCCCACUUUCCAAUCUCCUGACUUGGGCCCUACUUUAUUGACAAGAGCUGGACAACCCACACUUACCAGAGUGCCCCCACCUAUUCUUCCAAGGCCAUCACAGCAGACAGGAAGCAGUACUUUGAACACUUUCAGACCUGCUUAUAGUUCAUUUUCUUCUGGAUAUGGCACCUAUGGAAAUUCAUUUUAUGGAAACUAUAGCCCUUAUAGUUAUGGAUAUAAUAAUUUGGGCUAUAAUCGCUUCCGUGUAGAUGAUCUUCCACCUAGUAGAUUUGUUCAGCAAGCUGAAGAAAGCAGCAGAGGUGCAUUUCAGUCCAUUGAAAGUAUUGUACAUGCGUUUGCCUCUGUCAGUAUGAUGAUGGAUGCUACCUUUUCAGCUGUCUAUAACAGUUUCAGGGCUGUAUUGGAUGUAGCAAAUCACUUUUCCCGACUAAAAAUACACUUCACAAAGGUUUUUUCAGCUUUUGCAUUAGUAAGGACUAUAAGAUAUCUUUAUAGACGGUUACAACGGAUGAUGGGUUUAAGAAGAGGCUCUGAGAAUGAGGACCUGUGGGCAGAAAGUGAAGGAACUGUGGCUUGCCUUGGUGCUGAGGACCAAGCAGUUAACUCAGCCAAAUCUUGGCCAAUAUUCUUGUUCUUUGCUGUUAUCCUUGGUGGUCCUUAUCUCAUCUGGAAACUGCUGUCUACCUACAGUGAUGAAGUAACAGAAAACACCAACUGGGCAAGUGGUGAGGAUGACCAUGUAGUUGCUAGAGCAGAAUAUGAUUUUGCUGCAAUGUCUGAAGAAGAAAUUUCAUUCCGUGCUGGUGAUAUGCUAAAUUUAGCUCUCAAAGAACAACAACCCAAAGUUCGUGGUUGGCUUCUGGCUAGUGUUGAUGGUCAAACAACAGGACUUAUACCUGCAAAUUAUGUUAAGAUUCUUGGUAAAAGAAGAGGUAGAAAAACAGUGGAAGCAAGUAAAAUUUCCAAGCAGCAACAGUCUUUUACCAGCCCAACACUAACUAAAGGAGCCACGGCUGCUGAAUCUUUGGAUGAACAGGAAGCUGCUUUUGAAUCUGUUUUUGUUGAAACUAAUAAGGUUCUGGGUGUACCUGAUUCUACAGAGAAAAGUGGAGAUAAACAAGAUCUUUGAUAUCUUUCAUGUUUGUGUGCAGUUGAACAGUAUUUUAGAAUACUUUAAAAAUUAUUUCAUACAAAGAAAUUAAUCUACAAUUUAGUAAAAACAUUUGUUAUUGGCUAUUCCAGGUGUUUUGCUGCUAGAAAUUAUUAAAGUUAUACAUUAAUAUGUUGGCCUAGUGACCUGGUCACAUUUUGCAAUGUAUUGGACCAUGAAAACAUUACUUUCACCUAGCUUUUAAGAUUAUGGAGAUUACUAUCAUUUUCAUGGUAUUUAAAUCCCUUGGUAUUGGAAGAGUAAUAUUUAAUAUUGAUGAACUAUAUAGAAUGCAUGGUUUGCUACAGAAGGGAUCGUUAAUGCUUCUUAAAGUUCUGGAUUGACUUAAAACCUUCAGAAAUUGGCUGAUAACAAAAUUUAUGGGAAAAAGCAAAAAGACAACAUUUUUAUAACCUUAAACUGAAUAAUAAAAUUUUUCUGCUCUAUAUGAUGUCCAGUGUUGGGUUUACUUUAGGUAGCAAUAUUUUUCACCCAUGAACAUUUAAUACUAUUAUCUUUUAUGUUAAAGUUUUAUUUUAGGCAGGCUGGGGAUUUAGCUUAGUGGUUUCGCCGCCUGCUACACAAGCACAAGAACCCGAGUUCGAUCCCCAGUACCAAAAAAAAAGUUUUAUUUUAGAACAGUCACUAGAAGCAUUGCAAAGGAGAUGGUUAUAGAAUAAUAGAGUAUAAUUCUUUUUCACUUUACAACAUGGCUGGUUUUCAUCCCGAAUGAAUCAGAAUAUAUGAAAAAUACACUUUUUCUUCCACCCAAGACUCACAUCCUUUGGGUUUGCACUUACUAAUAUGAUCAGUUCUAGCAGUAAUGAUUUUUAAUCUUUUCAUAGAUUUCUCUGCUUCUACCUAAUAUAAUUACUUUUUUAAAUUCAAUAUUCAAGUUGUUCUUUAAACAUCACACAUGUAUCACAUUGUAUUAACAUUUCUUUUAGAUUUAAUUUACUGAGAUUCAAAAUACUGACCUAUGGUACUUGACUUGCUUUGUGCUUAGUAAUAAUUUUAAAUUCAGCUAAGUUUCAGUACACUGAAUACACCCCACAAAAUUGGAAGAUUCAUACACUUUCUGUGGUCAUACUGAAGAUCUCACUAAUAUAGUUUACAAAAAUACAUUUACAGAUAUUAUUGAAAACUGAACUUUUUAUAAAGACUGAUUUAGUUAUUUUUAUCUUUCAUAUAGAUUUAUGUUUAUCAAAUAAGUAAUUGUAGGAGAGUUCAGGCUAAACUGUAUCUGCCCAAAUAUACACUCAGCAUAAAAGAGUAUUACUAAAAUUCUCUUGGGAAGUCCUUUCUGAAAUGGCAAUAUAUCAUUUAAAAUAAGAAUUUUGACCCUAUGCAUAAAAAUAAUUACAGUAAAAUGUAUUUAUCUUAGGCCUAAUUUUCUAACACCCAGGUAUUAACCCUCAAGGUAGUUUCUUGUAUUAUUACUUUCUAUUUGUAUUUUGCAAUUAAAAGUUCUUAAAUCUGUUAAGAUUUUAUGAAAAGUCUGUUCUUGGAACAAAUUUUUGAUAACUUACUGUAUUUGAUCUUGAAACAUCUAAAUUGAAUACUAGAAGUAGAAGGAAAAUGUUGAGUCAGCAGUAUUUAGUUUUAAAAGGUUGAGUAAUUAAGAUAGAAUUUGUGACUGCUAUUAAAGAUGUCUGGGCCCGGGAAUUUAGCUCAGUGGUGCCAUUAUCUGCCUCACAAGCGCAAGGUCCUGAGUUCGAUCUCCGGUACCAAAAAAAAAAAAAAAAUGUCCAGGCAGAAGAAUAUAGCACAAAAUGAAAAAAACAAUUCCACUGAAGUGUUUAUUAUUUGGUUAAGUACACUAAAUUACAAUAUACACUAACUAAUAACUAUUUGUGGCUGAAAAUUCUCUAUUAAAAUUCUAGAAAAAUCAAUUUAGGACUAGAAUAAACAGACAAAUUCUAUAGCUUUUUUUAUCAUGACAGUUUUAAUUUUUUAAGAUGAAAUUAGAAAGGUCAAUGAUCCAAUAUUGUUAUUUUUAGUAACUUAUUUAAGGAGUGCUACUUUACAGAAAUUACUAAUUGAAACCAAGCAUUUUCAAUUAAAUAAAAUAAAUCACAGGUUGCAGUAAGAAAACAAUUUAAUUGUUAUUUAACUUUAAUUUUUCUGAUUGUAUUUUAUCAGUUUAGAAAAGGUACAAGGACUAUAAAUUUUCACGUUUUAACGUCUUAUUUAGGUACUUGAUUUAGUCUGUCAAUAUAUCAUAAUUAUACAUUUACUUACAUACAAUUGUCCUUUAUUUUAUGCUUGCGUUAAUAGAAAAAACAAAUUGAAUGCAGUUGAAUUUUAUUUUUAAUAGAUUGUGAAGUUGCUUUUACUGGAGAAAUAAAAAUGUUAAACUUGAUUGACCUUUUAAAGAUAAAAUGUUGAACUCUUGCAGGAUUGGAAUUAA
Heterocephalus glaber (naked mole-rat) is the source of this 3765-nucleotide messenger RNA. It is a transcript of the gene Pex13, whose product is annotated as peroxisomal biogenesis factor 13. Gene Ontology annotation, biological process: protein import into peroxisome matrix, docking. NCBI's taxonomy places the organism in Eukaryota, Metazoa, Chordata, Mammalia, Rodentia, Bathyergidae. Gene Ontology annotation, cellular component: peroxisome; peroxisomal membrane; peroxisomal importomer complex. Gene Ontology annotation, molecular function: protein binding. The record is from RefSeq and is a predicted model, not a curated record.